UUUCAGCCACUGACCGGCGAAGGGCGAUUGAUAAAUCUAUCGAUCUUCGUAGCAGAUCGUUAUCCUCCUGUGUUAAUCAGGUUUUGGAGCUUAUAAAUUCUUGAGAAAGCUGAAGCUACUGGCCUACACCCCACAAAAAGAAAAAGGUCACUGAUCUCAGGUCCACCAGGGAGGUCUUAUAUGCAAAUCAUUGCUUGUGUCUGAAUAUUCGAGGGGAAAACCAAUUGGCCCUAAUGCAAGGGCAAAGAAGCACUGUUGAUAACUUCCCUGAAACUUUUGAGUUUGAUCAUGGAUCUAGUCCAAGUAAUCCUGGAGUAAAUCAGCAACUUUUUUGGAAUAAUAUGAUCAAUCCGGUAGAAAGCCGGUUGCCAGAGUAUAUAUUAUCACCUGGUGAAACAAGUAUUAUGUAUGGAAAUGCUGUUAAUCAGGAUGGACGUAGCUUGAGUGGCUGGAGUUUAGGUGAACCUAGUUCUCGUGGAAAUGCACGAAGCCAGGCACGUGAUGAAACAAAAACAGAACAUGGAUGGUCAUCUACCAUGAGUGCUCCUGCUGCAGUCGGUUCAAGGCUAGAAGAAAGGCGAUUUGAACCAACUAGUAUUCUUUCUCUGGAGAGUGUCAAUAUUAACCUCAAUAGCAAUCAAGCUGCAAAUGGGCCUUUGUUUUUGCAUAACUCCAGUUCAGAUGGUAUUGCUCAGAACAUAAACCUAAAUGAAGGUUAUGUAGAAAGCAGUAGCAAUGGUGAUCAGGCCAUGGAAGAUGAUGCUAGUCCUCAUACUUUUGAGUCUGGUGGAUCAGAUAUGGAGCAGAUUCCAUCAGGUAGUGGUUCUUCUGAUCCUCUUGUGACUGCUGCUGGUGCAAGUUCUGGGUAUAUUUUGGAAGAGAAUGAUGGCAGACCAGGUUGUUCAUUGGAUGGUCGACGUUUAUCCUGCAAAAGGAAGGCUCUUGAAGGAACUUCUGGACAGCCUUCCUUAGGUGGAGGUCCAAGCUGGUUCCAGCAAGCAGAAAGCAGUGCAUGGCAUGCUGUUCCUGCUCGCAAUAAUGGUGCUAGUAGCUCAAGUGUACCUACUCUGGAAAAUCCUCCAGUUAUUAAUCCUGUAGAGCAGCCGAUUCAAAGAUUUGGAGUUGGUAUGAGGGUGCCACCUGGAGGCCAUCCUGCUUCAAGUGUAGCUGUUAGUGGUGACAGCUCCCAAAGAAAUUUCCGUGUGAGAGUUAAUCAUGUCCAAUCUCAAGAUUCUGUAUCACCUAAUCCAUUGUUGACAGGGAGUGCCAUACGGAAUUCUCAUGUUUGGGCUUCCCAUCAGGCAUCUAGAAUGCUCCCAUUUAAUCAGUCCUCAGAGUCAAGGCUGUCAUCAUCACAGGCUAAUGUGAAUCCCCCACAGAGUCAGUCUCAUGUGAUGCACAUACCUGGUUUGGGACGGAAUGUGCACCCAUUUCCGUGGAAUGGAUCCUCCAAUUCCAGGGCUGGUAGUUUAUCAAGCUCUCCUGUCGUUGCUGGGGAGAGAAGUGCUGCAUUACGAGAAGAAGCUAACCCAAGAAGCAUGCCUAGGACCAUCGUAGAACAUCCUAUGUUCGUAUCAGCAACUGAGAUGAGAACUCUAGCCCAAGAUCCAACAAGUUGGAAUUUACCCAGUGGAAAUGUAAACAUUCUUGGAAAUGCUGCUUCCACAUCACGAAUUGGCUCCAGUUCAGGUGUCCAUCCAUCUGCCCCUACCUGGAUACCUCACCCCAACCCUCCAUCAUUACAUCAGCAGAGAUUAUCAGAGUUUGUUCGUCGUUCGUUAUUUACAUCUGAGUCGGGAGCCCAGGCUAGUACUUUCCCUGCACUCCGCUCAGGCCCUUCUGGUUCCUCCCAAGAAAUGGUGCUGCCUUCUGGAGCCAGUCACCAGGGGCAUCAUCGGCCACUUUCAAGGUCAGCAUUCUUGACAGAGAGACAAGGUGAUGGUGUUCUUGGAAUUCCCUUUUCAUUGCGGACUUUGGCUGCUGCUGGUGAAGGGAGAAACAGGCUGGUAUCUGAGAUUCGCAAUGUCUUGGACCUUAUGCGUAGGGGUGAGAGUUUGAGAUUCGAGGAUGUUCUGAUCCUUGACCAAUCAGUUUUUUAUGGGGUGGCAGACCUGCCUGACAGGCACAGAGAUAUGCGGCUUGAUGUUGAUAACAUGUCUUAUGAGGAACUAUUGGCACUGGAAGAGAGGAUUGGAAAUGUCAACACUGGUUUGAGUGAAGAAACAAUUUUCAAGUGUCUGAAGCAACGGAAAUUUUUGUCAAUCUCCUUAAGUGCUCCUACAGAGGUUGAACCAUGCUGUAUCUGUCAGGAAGAAUAUGUUGAUGGGGAAGAUAUAGGGACACUGGAUUGCGGGCACGAUUACCAUACCGGUUGCAUUAAACAAUGGCUAAUGCAGAAGAAUUUGUGCCCUAUUUGUAAAAUGGCGGCCUUGAUCACAUAAGAGAAGGAAGACC
This is a messenger RNA of Telopea speciosissima, 2454 nucleotides long. RefSeq names its product probable E3 ubiquitin-protein ligase HIP1. The transcript is spliced from 9 exons. The record is from RefSeq and is a predicted model, not a curated record. Lineage: Eukaryota; Viridiplantae; Streptophyta; Magnoliopsida; Proteales; Proteaceae. Gene Ontology annotation, molecular function: ubiquitin protein ligase activity. Bases 234 to 2441 code for a protein of 735 amino acids.